This is a messenger RNA of Vanessa atalanta (red admiral), 903 nucleotides long. RefSeq lists its product as uncharacterized. The record is from RefSeq and is a predicted model, not a curated record. Bases 62 to 808 code for a protein of 248 amino acids. The transcript has a single exon. NCBI's taxonomy places the organism in Eukaryota, Metazoa, Arthropoda, Insecta, Lepidoptera, Nymphalidae.
UAACAUGUAUAAAUAUGACUCAAAUUACGAUUGAGUAUUUCAUUCGCAAAGAAUUAAGAUAAUGAAGAUUGUGUUUCGGGCGGUGGCAUGUGUGCUUUUAGGAACGUUGGUGCAUUCGGCACCCGUUGCCGAAGAUGUUCCUAAAGGACCUGGAUACUUAGAUAUAGACAAUGGCCAAGCAGAUUAUCAACGUGACAAGCGAUUGAAUAAUGCUUUCUAUGCUGUGUCACCGUGUGCUGCGGCCAGUGCAUCGAAUACACAAGUAGCAUCGUUUGUCCCUGACGCUACAUAUCAAAAUAACAUUGUCUCUACGCAUCCAAGAUAUUUCACCAGUGAUUAUGGACAUCCAGACUAUCCGGCGUAUUGGUACCGUGCUGAAGAUGCUUACAAAGAUGAUCGAGAAAUUAUGAGAUAUUCAGACUCGGAGUUUAUGAAUCAAACACCAAUGGGUAACAUGUUUAGAUCAGCUCCUUCCUACAUAGCUAUGAAUCAUGCUAAUAUGGGUGGUUUAAAUGGACAAAUGAUGAAUCCAGUUAGGACAGCUGUUUUUCAAAAUGCAAACGUCGAUGGCUGUAAUAUUCCGCUACUCUUCAGCUGUUCGCCGUCUAUAGUUACUGGUCGUAUAGUUAGUCCUGAAACAAAAUUUGGCUACGAUAAUCCAACUCCAGUGGCGGGAAAACCUACAGACCCUUACGGCAGUACUGGUCAUUACCUACACGGAAUCCACGGGGAACAGACAGCAAAGGAUCAUUCCAGUAUAUCAAGUUCAAUCAGUAGUAGUAAUGUUCAUAAUAGUAAAAUGUCUUGAUGGUAUAAGUUAUAAAUAUUUUUUAAGAAAUUUGUUUCAUAAAAUUGUGAGGAGUGUUUAUACAUUUAUAAAUAAAAAAAUUAAGUAACAUAUGA